CUGAAAGAGAAAAUUGACAAAAUGUUUAUCAUUGAAGAGUAAACCAUUAUGGAUGAAGACAAUACUACCCAGUACAACCCUCAAGAACAGGGGGCCACUUUGGGAAGCCUGGCAGGUGCAACUUCUUGGUUGAGAUCUCGCACUCCUGUUAAAACGACAGUUGUGACUGGUCCCCUGUUAAGUGCAGGUUUUAGCAAGGUUUCUCCCUUAGGACUCCUGUCUCAGUUGAAGAAGAUGGAGAAGCAGUUAGGGGUCAGGAACUCUGGUACCAGUGUAGAUGGAGAGAGCCUGGAGUUCAUCACACCCAAGAGGGCUCCAUCACAGUUUGCUCCUGUCCAGCCAAGGUCAUUUACAGAUGGAGUUUUAAAACGCCCAAAAAACAUUCACACUGAUGAUGACAUAGAAUCUCUCAGAGAAUCUGUGUCCAAUUUGUCAGAAGAAAUAGAGAAACAAAAACAAGCGACAGAGAGGCUGCAGGGCUGCGUUGAUCUUCACCAGAAGUUUAUCAAAGACUUGCUUUACUUGGACUACAAAGUCACAGAACAGGAACUUAUUGCCAAGAAACUGUUAGAGAAGAGUGGUGAGGAUUCAGUUCUGUUGGACCUGAGUCUGCUGGGCCUGUGCUCUCUGCUGUGUAGAACCAUCAUCUCCUGGUCUCCAUUCCACAUUAUUGUCACCCUCAUAGACAAAGAACAUGUCAAAAUAUGGUUAAACAAAUGUCUUCGGUUAUUGGUGUCAUUUUGCCUUUUUGUCCUGUUUAAAUCCUGGAUAAGGAUUCUUGGACUUGGAGAACGAGUGAACCAGCUGGAGGCCAUGGUAUACAAAGUGACCAGGAUGUUGUUUCUGCCCUUCUCUCAGAGGACAGGAACCCCAGCAGUAAGGUGUCGCCCACAGUCUCCCACUCUCUCACGCGUUAAGGAGGACUGCAUCAGUCCCGUCUGGAAACCAGACAGUUGAAAAAACGACGAAAUAUUGUGGAUACAUGUAUGUAGAUCUGAAGGUAUAAAGGAGCGUGUUAUGAUUCAGCUGAUGUAAUGUAGAUCUCUGGUUCAGAAGGGGUUAAUGUCAGCUGAUGUAUCAGUAACACUGACUAUGUAGAUCUGUGGUACAGAAGAAUAUAACAUGUGAGCUGAUGUAACAGUAACACUGACUAUGUAGAUCUGUGGUACAGAAGAAUAUAACAUGUGAGCUGAUGUAACAGUGACUACAUAGAUCUUUGGUACUGUUGCAAGAAAUGAUUUCUGCAGUUUACACUUGUAUUUUAUGGCUGUUGUCCACCAUAUACACGCAAGCCUAGCACAAAUGUUCAUUCUUUAAUAAAAACCAACAGAGUAGGUUACAUUUUUAUUCAUGACUGUAGCAUGUAGUGAUUGUCUUUCAUUUUGUGUUGUGUAGCUCAGAAUUUUUGUGAUUGUUUUACAUGUUUUGCGAUCGCUUUUCUAACUCUCGCUGAAGUGGGCACAAUGUAUUAUGUAAUACA
Molecule: messenger RNA, 1480 nt
Organism: Liolophura sinensis
Lineage: Eukaryota; Metazoa; Mollusca; Polyplacophora; Chitonida; Chitonidae
Exons: 8
Coding region: 49-957 (302 amino acids)
Source: RefSeq, a predicted model, not a curated record